UAAUUAAAUAUAGAUAAUUAAAUGAUGGUUUAAGCUUAAAAAUUCUAAGAUGAUGCUAGUGGAACCUUAAAGAUGUUCAAUGCAAGGAUUGCUAAAUAUUAACUAUCAAGCAGUAAAGAUGAACAUUCAUGGUCUUAUAACAGAAUUUUCAGAUGUAGCAAUAUAAUAUGUUUAAUUAUAUUAAAAUAAAUGAACAAUUAUCAAGAUGAAGAAAGCGGAUUCAAAAUAUAAGAAAAAAUCUAUACUUGGGGUCGUUUCCUAUUAUUCUUCUUAACAGGUGUAAUCCUGUUGAUAGUUUCAUUCCCUUUUUCUGGGUUUUUGCUCAUCAACCCCUAUCCGUUUGUGCUGCUAUUUUCAUUAGGAUCAUUACUCAUUUUGAUAGCCAUUAUUUAAGUUACUGAAUACAAAACCAUCUUUAGUUAAGCUGGAACUGUUGUAUACUUUAUAGCUUUAUUGGGUGGUCUUUACACAGGAGUAUUUAAGAUUGGAUAUUUGACAACCCUAGGAAUAAUGGUCAUCUAAAUUUUAGCUCUUCUGUAUUUGAUGGCUGCCCUUUUACCAGGUGGAUAGGCAGGACUUAAAAAUUAUGUGCUCUCAAAAAUCAAAACAUGAUUUUAUAUAUGAAU
Paramecium sonneborni is the source of this 626-nucleotide messenger RNA. NCBI's taxonomy places the organism in Eukaryota, Ciliophora, Oligohymenophorea, Peniculida, Parameciidae. The record is from the annotation of a GenBank genome assembly.